CACCCCCGGUCCUCAUUGUGCAGCCGAGGAAACAGCGCAAGGUUUCGACGACGUCGGUAUGAAAUGGCAGAAACUGGUUGUGUCACGGAAGCACAAAGAUUAGGUUACGCAGAAGCAACACAUGUAUUUUGCGGUGAUCCUGGCCUGCUACUGUGAGGGAAACAGGAGUGUAUCUGGAGGAAAAAGGGAUUAAGGAGCUGUUUUUGUGUUUCUCGCGGACACGUCCGGGUUGUGUCUGAAGCGGCGGACGGCGGCUGUUGUGGGUGGACUGUUGGAAGCAACCGGAGAGGAGGUCUUGCAAGGAGAGCUCUACUUGGAUGCCCAGGCCCAGAGUUUGUCCAAGGCUUCACCAUGAACCGGAACAAGCGUGAGAAGGAGUACUACAGUAUAGACGUAGGAGAUUCGACUUUCAUGGUUUUAAAGCGCUACCAGAACCUCAGACCCAUUGGAUCCGGAGCACAGGGAAUCGUCUGUUCAGCGUAUGACCACAACUUGGAGAGGAAUGUCGCCAUCAAGAAGCUGAGCCGGCCCUUUCAGAACCAGACCCAUGCCAAACGGGCCUACAGAGAACUGGUGCUUAUGAAAUGUGUCAACCACAAGAACAUAAUCGGCCUAUUAAAUGUAUUCACACCACAGAAGACACUGGAAGAAUUCCAAGAUGUGUAUCUAGUGAUGGAGCUCAUGGAUGCCAACCUGUGCCAGGUGAUUCAGAUGGAGCUGGACCAUGAGAGGCUGUCCUACCUGCUUUACCAGAUGCUGUGUGGCAUCAAACACCUUCACGCUGCAGGAAUCAUCCACAGGGAUCUGAAGCCCAGUAAUAUCGUGGUGAAAUCCGACUGCACGCUGAAGAUCCUGGACUUUGGUCUGGCGAGGACGGCCGCCACCGGCCUCCUCAUGACGCCCUAUGUGGUCACCCGCUACUACCGCGCCCCUGAAGUCAUCCUAGGGAUGGGUUACCAGGCCAACGUGGAUAUUUGGGCUGUGGGCUGCAUUAUGGCAGAAAUGGUUCGCCACAAAAUCCUUUUUCCAGGAAGGGAUUAUAUUGACCAAUGGAAUAAGGUGAUUGAGCAGCUGGGGACGCCGUCUCAGGAGUUUUUAAUGAAGCUCAACCAGUCGGUGAGGACGUACGUGGAGAACCGGCCGCGGUACGCCGGCUACAGCUUCGAGAAGCUCUUCCCGGACGUCUUAUUUCCUGCAGACUCUGAACACAACAAACUAAAAGCGAGCCAAGCCCGAGACCUCCUAUCCAAAAUGCUGGUAAUAGAUGCAUCCAAACGGAUCUCAGUGGACGAGGCUCUGCAGCACCCGUACAUCAACGUGUGGUACGACCCAACCGAGGUGGAGGCACCACCGCCUGUGAUCACAGACAAACAGCUGGAUGAGAGGGAGCACACAGUGGACGAGUGGAAAGAAUUGAUAUAUAAAGAAGUGUUGGACUGGGAGGAAAGGACAAAGAAUGGUGUCAUCAGGGGACAGCCAGGCUCCAUAGCACAGGUGCAACAGUGAGCAGCCCCUCCCACCAACACCAGCACCACCCCUCUACAUCCUCCUCCGCCUCCAUCACCGAUGUUUCAUCCAUGGCCACCGACCCGACCCCGACCGACACAGAUGGCAGCCUGGAGACGGCCAGAGCCGCCGCCGCCGCUCCAGCCCCCGGCGCCCUUGGCUGCUGCACAUGACUAUCAUGGACACCUGUUCGCGGUCCUGGGCCGGGCCUCGCUACCGGGUCACAUCCAAGACCACAGGCCCAACACUGGCUCCUAGCCCCGCCCCCUGCAUUUUCCUCCUCCCACCCCUCGUGCUCGUCUUCAGUAGUGUAGCGAUUAGCCAGAUAGCUGUUUGAGAAAUACUUUUAUUUCACCAAAGGACGGAUCUUUCCUUUGUUUUUUUCUUUUUUAAAUUACAGUCCUAGUCUUUUUUAAAAUGACUUUUUUGUUCGAGUCCUAGCUGUAAUUUAUUGUGGCAUUUCUUAAUUUUUUUUGAAACCUAAGAUGAGAAGAGAAUUUUUAUGAUUUCACUACGUUUCGGUUUGUAUUAACCGAUAGUGAAAAUUUAAAGAAAUAUCUGUAAAAUGUUUUAAUGUGAUCUAUUUUUCUGUUGAAAGUUAUUUGUUUCACAUGUAAGCUACUGCUUUUACAACUUGCCAUAUAAAUGUAGAUUGAGUUUGUACAGAUUUUAUGGUAGAUGUAAUUUUAUCUUCGAGACAAGUUUGCAGUGAGCCAUUGAAACCUAAUUUAACUGACUAACUAUCACCCCCUGGUAAUACAGCCCUACCCGUUGUAUAUCAUAUCAUUUUAAAUGCAUAUGGCAUAUCCAGUUAUUGUAAGUCACGACUACUUCCCACUUUGUAAGACCUAAACUCAGCAGUUUAUAAUUUGCCCCUUCAGAUUCGCUCUUCUUGGACCAUCCACCCGGUCACCGGUGACCCAUUUUAGGGUUGUAUGUUGUGUUUCAGUCACGACAAGAUGUUUCCUCUUAAAUGAAGUCCAUGCAUUUCAGCCUCAGAUUUCAUCUAAGUAUGAAAAGAGUGGAUAUUAAAAGGUCAAGUAAUGGAACUGAGGAUGGCACAGUUACGUCCCGCAAGAUAUCGUGGAAUUUCCUGAUGGCCGUGUUGUGUAUUUUAAGUGCUUAAAAGUACCUCGUCUGAAAUUGGAUUGGUAGAAUUGCUUCGGUAAAGCCAGGGGAUGUAGCGCGAGCAUUGGGCGGAUGCAACGGCGAGCUAUCGUUGACAAUUCCGGACUUUAGAAUGUUUAUUGUUGAAGAUGUGAAGUCGUGUGAGGUUGUGAAGUCAGUGACGGUGGAAGUAGAAAGUGCUUGGGUCAAGUAGGGAUUGGUGAUAUUGGGAAACGCAUGUGAACGUGUUGUUGUUUGGCAUCUCGGAGGGAAAAGAUGUCUGCUUGGAACUACCACAUCCUGUUAUUAGUAAUGUAACUAAUCUACUUGUGUUUUUUAUUAGAAAAUUUGACUGGAAAUGUGAUUUUUUUUUUUUCUAAAAGCCGGUCAAACACUUCACAUACCAUACCUGCCUGUAGAUAAAAAUAAAAAACUGAACAUGUAAAACUGCAGCACAAACAUCCCAAAAGGAACAGAACCAUUCUUACUGUAUGCAAUAAUAGUGCCCUUUUUGAGUCUUUUCAUUCUUUUUGCUUUUGAUUUUUUUUUUUUUUUUUCCGCUCUGAAAGGAAAAGUGCCUGUUGUUUGUCAAGCGUUCCAUUCCUGAGUAUGUGGAAGGUUUUUAUGGCAUCCGGAUACUGACCGUAGUUUCCAUAUCAAACCAUUAAUGUAUGACGGGGGUUGUAGUUCUCACAGAUGCAUUGUAUAUUUUUGUACUUGUUUUAAGUCGGAGACUGGCGUGUCUUGCAGGGUAUGAAGGCGAGGUUGUGUACGUCGAGGUGAUUCAGCAUGUGUUUGAGUCGUUUUAAAAGCAAAGGCAGGUUUAUCAAGGUCUUUCAUCAAAGUAAAAAGAAGUGAUUCUUUGCAGUGGCUUUUCUUUGACUAAAAAAUUCAUUUGAGAUCUGAAAUUGUCAGUAUUUUAUAGAAUGUUUUGGAUGUGUUGGUUAUGAUGGCAUUUUUGGCAAAUAUAAGACAUAGCUAACAAGAUAAAUUUACCUUUAUUAGCUGGUCGUUAGCCGAUAGUUGUCCAGGCAAGUUGCAACGUAAAAUUCUAAAGCCUGGGAGUGAGUGCUGUUUAUAUUUUCUAUCUAUCAAAUUUCAUUCAUCCACUUAGCUGAGAUUAUAUUUGUCACUACAAAUGUUUGCCUAACUAAAACCCCGAUCUGGAAGAAACAGGGUCUUGAUCUGGUCGUCACGGAUCACGGUGAUAUGACGGCAGAGGCAGAAACAUCACCUAUACUUAGACGUCACAUUGUUUAAAUGUGUUUCGUAAUAUGGUGAUGCCUUUUUUUGGUCCUGAUCUUUGAUGCGGAUGUUGGCUCAAUCGUUUAAAUACGCUGUAGUUCUGUGCUCUGCUUCGGAAAAAUGUCAAUGUCUGCCAAACACGUUUAAACCCAGAUGUGACCGUUCUUUCCACCGCAGGACCAUGGCUCCUCUGUUUGUCUGUUUUCGUUCAUUUCUAGAUUGGGUUGCACCAGUUUGUUAAAUCCGUUAUUAUUUCUUAGUACUCUCACAAGUCAUUUUUUUAAUAAUCACACCUGUCACUACUCCAUCGUUACCAGAAACUCGAUUUGCUCUAAGCAUGUUUGGAAAAUACUACUUCUUAGCAUCAGCAUUUCAAAGUAAAGAAUCUUCUAGGUUUAAUAUUAUUAUUUAUCUUCACUAUCACAAGUGGUGAAACUGAAUAUUCACAUGAUGUCUUAAAUGACCACAGGUUUUCUUUUAUAAAGAUUAUCUUUGGUACCAAUAAAAUAAAAAA
Messenger RNA from Sphaeramia orbicularis (orbiculate cardinalfish), 4372 nucleotides. It is a transcript of the gene mapk8b, whose product is annotated as mitogen-activated protein kinase 8b. Bases 352 to 1506 code for a protein of 384 amino acids. The transcript has 12 exons. NCBI's taxonomy places the organism in Eukaryota, Metazoa, Chordata, Actinopteri, Kurtiformes, Apogonidae. Gene Ontology annotation, biological process: protein phosphorylation. Gene Ontology annotation, molecular function: ATP binding; MAP kinase activity. The record is from RefSeq and is a predicted model, not a curated record.